This is a messenger RNA of Neofelis nebulosa (Clouded leopard), 1992 nucleotides long. RefSeq names its product olfactory receptor 4F21-like. Bases 1081 to 1992 code for a protein of 303 amino acids. The transcript is spliced from 11 exons. The record is from RefSeq and is a predicted model, not a curated record. NCBI's taxonomy places the organism in Eukaryota, Metazoa, Chordata, Mammalia, Carnivora, Felidae. Gene Ontology annotation, biological process: G protein-coupled receptor signaling pathway. Gene Ontology annotation, molecular function: olfactory receptor activity; G protein-coupled receptor activity. Gene Ontology annotation, cellular component: membrane.
CUACCUGAUACCAAUAGAAACUAUAUUCAGAAAUCUAGGUUGGAGUUUAUACAUCUUAUCAACCUGUUCCUUCUAAAAGAACUAUGAAUUCAGAAGAUUCGCAGCCAUCUAGAAAUUUUCCUAUCUCAACACAUUGCCUGUAACUGUCUCUGAACUGGCUACAGAAUGGAUGUUGCAUUGCCAGGCAGGAAAACAACAUUAUUCUCAUUGUACAUCUCCACCAGAGCUCUUGUGUGACCAGAAUGCAGAAUAGGAGAAUUUCACCCAAAGAUUCCUUCUAGUGGUGAAUAUGUGUCAGCCUGAGGGAAAGUACUUCUACAGAUACUGUCUCCACCCAACUGCGGAUGUCGUCUCAAGCAUAAAUCAGAAGAGAAGAGGAAAUAGCAAUCUGGUCUUAGAGAAAAUUUGUGUUUAUUUAGCCCAGUGGGAGCUCUUUCAUUUGGCUUCUGAUAUACCCUGAUAUCCUCCAUCAAAAUGGAAGCCCAUUUGAAUUCAGGUGGUCAACACAAACAAAAUUAUGAGCAGUCUGCUGAUCAGAGACCUCAGUGACACUAAUCUAUUGCUCAGUCUGGGAGAAGAUCCAGGCCAACAUUCAACAAGUCUACCUACUACUAACAAAAGGUACACUUUCAAGUGAUUUUCUCAAUUCAGAGGAACUCAGAAAUUAAGAGGUCCCAAAGGAGCAUAGAUAGCUUGGAGCAAUGAUGAUGAACCCAAAACAGACUGAAUCUCUCUGUGUUUCUCAAUCCCUUGAAGCUGCUGAGGAUGAAAAGAGAGCCUGCGCAGUCCUUGAGACAAUCAUAAGAAGUACCGACUCUUAGUGUCUACCUUUAACAGAGGAAGAAAUUGACCCAUAAGGCAGUCUGAUAACUCACACAGAAAUCACAGCAGCAUUCUAAGCAUCUGGAAGAUACUUUGCUGUAAGAAGAAUGUUCUGACAUAUCUACUUGAUGAUGGAGAUGGAACUUGCAUUUGUGUAUAUCACAGACUGCUUUGCAUAUAUUACUCUGGAGCAAGGGAUAAACCUACAGAUUCAGAAUUCAACAUGUGAUUUGAAAAUCAGCUCUUCUGCCCAAGUCAAUGGAUGGAUUAAAUAAUUCUAUGGUUUCUGAGUUUGUGUUGCUUGGACUCUCUAGUUCUUGGGAAACUAAAGUUUUUCUUACAUUAAUAUUUUCCUUGAUCUAUUUAGGAAUCAUCCUGGGAAAUCUCUUCAUUGUCUUUUUGGUAAUUUUUGAUUCUCAUUUACAUUCUCCUAUGUACUUCCUACUGGCCAAUCUGUCCUUCAUUGACGUGGGGGUUGCCUCUACCACAGUCCCCAAAAUGAUUAGAGACCUUUUAAAUGAAUACAAGAUAAUUUCUUUCCAAAGUUGUAUGACACAGAUAUGCUUCAUCCACAUCAUGGGAGGAGUGGAGAUGGUGUUACUCAUCGCCAUGGCAUUUGACAGGUACACAGCAAUCUGUAAGCCUCUUCACUACCUGAACAUCAUGAACCCUAAAAUAUGUGUUUCUUUUGUAAUUGCUGGCUGGGUCAUUGGGGUGAUCCAUGCUAUGUCCCAGUUUGCUUUCAUUAUAAACUUGCCCUUUUGCGGUCCUAAUAAAGUAGACAGCUUUUACUGUGACUUUCCCAGGAUCAUAAAACUUGCAUGCACAGAUGGAGCCAAGUUUGAGUUUAUUAUUGCUGCCAACAGUGGCUUCAUGAGCAUGGGCACCUUCUUCCUGCUAAUCCUUUCCUAUAUCUUCAUUUUGGUCACUGUCUGGAAACGUUCUUCAGGAGACUUAUCCAAAGCAUUUGUCACUCUGUCAGCUCACAUCACUGUGGUGGUUCUAUUUUUCACUCCAUGCAUGUUUCUCUAUGUAUGGCCUUUCCCCACAUCGUCAAUUGAUAAAUACCUGUUCAUUGCUGACUUUGCUAUCACACCCAUCUUAAAUCCCAUCAUAUAUACGUUAAGAAAUAAAGACAUAAAGGUAGCCAUAAAAAGAUUGAGCAAAUAA